AUGCUGGUUACUCCUGUGGUUAAAUUCCUCAAUGAACCCGAAAUUCUCAUUGUUCCUGAUCGUUCCCUCUAUGAAAUUCCGUUUGCAGCAUUAAAGGAUGAAAAUGGAGAAUACUUGUCCGAGAGAUUUAGAAUCCGCAUUGUACCUUCGUUGAUGACUCUUAAACUCAUUCAAGACAGUCCAGCAGAGUAUCACAGUCGGUCUGGGGCACUGAUUGUAGGGGAUCCUGAUGUUGGUCGCGUAUUGUACAAGGGAACUGUUUGUAACCCGAUCAGAUUACCUAGCGCAGCAGAGGAAGCAGAUUUGAUUGGACAACUGCUCGGAGCUGAGCCUUUGUUAGGACAACAAGUAACAAAACAGGCGGUAGUUCAAAGGAUAAAUUCAGUAGGCCUGGUUCAUUUCGCUGCCCAUGGCAAUGCUGAAACAGGAGAAAUUGUUUUGGCUCCUCCGCGCCCCACCACAGGGACUCCGCAGGAAGAAGACUAUUUGUUAACAAUGACGGACAUUUCACAAAUUCGACUACGAGCCAAACUGGUAGUCCUUAGCUGUUGUCACAGCGCACGUGGAAAGAUAAAAGCUGAGGGAGUGGUUGGAAUUGCUCGAGCUUUUUUAGGGUCCGGUGCCCGCUCAGUGUUGGUAACCCUGUGGGCCAUAGAGGACGAAGCGACAUUGCAGUUCAUGAGUCGUUUCUACGAGCACCUUGUUCGUGGGGAAAGUGCCAGUGAAUCUCUUUACAAGGCUAUGAAGUGGAUGAGAGAAAAUGACUUCUCUAAUGUGCGGCAAUGGGCACCUUUU
This is a messenger RNA of Porites evermanni, 795 nucleotides long. The record is from the annotation of a GenBank genome assembly. Lineage: Eukaryota; Metazoa; Cnidaria; Anthozoa; Scleractinia; Poritidae.